AUGGAGUACUCUCCCAUUAAGACUGUGAUCAAUUUGAGUUUUCUCCUCUCAGAUUUACCUGCCUGUCCAGUGGACCUCCAACUGCGAACGUCCAACACCAGUGUUGUUCUGACAUGGACUCGAGGCCCCAACAGUGGCCUGAACCAGACGACACUCCUCUACACCCGCUCUAACGACAGCUCGGCUGAUGAUCUGAUAGGAACUGUCGAUGACGUCACACGUGACACACUAACCUACCCACUACGUCAUCUGGACCCAAACACGACUCAUGUUUUCUCUGUUCACGUGAAAAAUCUUCUCGGUAUUAUAAAAUGUCCAAGUCUUGAUGUCUAUCUGUUAAAUUCAGAUUUAAAAUUGUUGCUGGCUAAAAAUGAAACAUACGCAAAUGUUACAGAAUAUUUUAUUGAUGUGGUUGAUAAUGCUACAGAUGUUGAAAUAUCUGAUAAGGAAACAACAACAGAAACAAUAAUUACAACAACAAUGUUACCAGAACCAAGUUUACUUCAAUAUAUCAUCCCUCCUGUUGCUGUGGCUGUUGUUACUGUUGUUGUUAUUUUAGUUUUAUGGUUUAAAAAAGGUUCCUUCAGAUGUAAACAACCAACAGUGAAGAAACAAAUCGUGACCAGCACACACAUAGCACGUCAACCAAUACCGACCCCACAUGAACAUAACAUUGGGGAUGGGUACCUAGUGGUGCUUGAUUCUAGGGGGGAUUCGAACCAGAACCUACAAACACACGAUCAGCUAGGGAUAGAACCUUGGACAAGCAGGUUCCACCAUUCAGCCAGAAACAGACUGUCAAGUUCCGUCUUAAACACAGCUAGUUUUGAUGUUGGAACUGGCACAUACUACACGACUGUUGAUACUCAGGAGAAAUAUAUUGACAUAAGGGGAAAUAAUACAACACAAUGUAUGCUCGUAGAGUCAGACAUAAACCGUAUUCAUCUAGCUAGCAACGACACAGUUCUAUAUGACCCCUCAGGAAGUUUAUUUAGUCAGUCAGGAUACACACGAGAGAAAUACAUUGACAUACGUACGUGUAAUGCCGGACAACCAACAAACUCGGAGCAACAUGAGAUUAUCUCAGACAACAUUCAUGAUCCAAUAACGGAAGUCAUUACGACGGGGCUAAAUCCAGAUGUGCACGACGCACAUGAGACUAGCCUUUCCAGUAAUGUGUAUGAAACUAUAGACUACACAAAUUCAUUAUGAUCAUUGAGAGAUUGAGUUUGAAACGACUCGCUUGAUGACAGCAGGGAAGUAACUAAACAUGUUUCAUCAGAAAUUACGUCUUGUCAUUUAGUACACACGGGGAAAGACAUAGACAUUAGCAGGUACAAUGCUGGGCGGUUAACAACUUCUUCAAAUAUUCUUUAAACGUCGACUUAAGAUGAUAUUAUCAACAGGUUGGUCAAACGGUCGGUCAAGGCAACAACAAGAUCCACAUUCACGUUUUAGUAACACGCAGUACAAUCUGAAUGUUCGAAUGUAUGUCAUGCCAUAGAAUCCACCUAGAUAUC
Messenger RNA from Physella acuta, 1520 nucleotides. RefSeq lists its product as uncharacterized. The record is from RefSeq and is a predicted model, not a curated record. NCBI's taxonomy places the organism in Eukaryota, Metazoa, Mollusca, Gastropoda, Physidae. Gene Ontology annotation, molecular function: protein binding.